Molecule: messenger RNA, 408 nt
Organism: Humulus lupulus (European hop)
Lineage: Eukaryota; Viridiplantae; Streptophyta; Magnoliopsida; Rosales; Cannabaceae
Exons: 1
Coding region: 1-408 (135 amino acids)
Source: RefSeq, a predicted model, not a curated record
AUGUCUACGACACCAAUAAUUGACCAACAGCCACCUCCCAUGGCUGUGGUCCAACAAGCCUACACAGCCCAUUCGGGUCGCGGGUCGGUCGGACCCGUUAUCGCUGUCCUUGCGGUGAUCACUGUCCUCGGAGUCAUUGCCGGAAUGAUCGGACGGCUAUGCUCGGGUCGUCGGGUCAUGGGUCACGGUCAGUACUACGAUUUCGAAGGGUGGGUCGAGCGAAAAUGUUCUUCUUGUCUUGAUGGCACUGUCGGCCCUCCUCAUCGGCCGUCGCCGCCGGCGAAUGCUUCCAGCGGUGAAGUUCCGGUAGCGAUGCCGGUGGAGAUGCCUUCACAGACGAAGGAAGAAGAAGAAGAGCAAACCCAAGAACCACAACAUAACUCACAUGCAAGUACUAGUCACUCUUGA